UUGAUUCUGAGAACGAUAAAUCGUGGGAGUGGUUCUUAAAAAAAAUAAGAGAAGCAUUCGGGGUUCGAGAAUGUCAAUGCCUAAUAUCAGACAGACAUGAAAGCAUCAUCAAAGCAACUAGGAAAGUGUUCCCUGAAAUAACACAUGGCUACUGCAUCUUCCACCUCUUGUCGAACCUCAAAACAAAAUUCAAGGAAAAUGCAAAGCAUUUCAGAGUGCCAUUCUUUGCAGCUGCAAAAGCUUACACAGAAAUGGAGUUUUAAUUCCAUAUGAGGGAGCUAGACAACUUGGAUAAGCGCAUAAGACCGUACCUGGAGAAAAUUGGCCAUGAAAAAUGGUCAAGGUAUCAUUCAGAAAACAACAGGUACUCUACCAUGACAUCAAACAUAGCUGAGGCACUGAACUCAGCAAAUUUAGCAGCAAGGGAAACACCAGUGACAACAUUAAUGGAGUGCUUGAGGGCACAAAUGCAAGAGUGGACAUACAAUAAUAGAAAGGAGGCACAAAAAUGCACAACAAGGCUGACACCAUCAUCUGAGAAAAAACUCAUAGGGAACUAUGUACAGUCAUUGCGACUAACAGUGAAACCAGCAAACCAGAACCUGUUUGAGGUGAUAGAUGAAGACAGAACAAGAAUAGUAAACUUGAAGGAGAAGACGUGCACAUGCAAUAGAUUUCAAAAAGAUGAAAUGCCAUGUAACCAUGCAGUCGCCGUCAUGAAGGACUUGAACAUAAACACAUACAACUACUGUGCACAAUACUACACAUCAAAAGCAUGGCUGCAAACAUAUGAAGAAACAAAAGAUACCCAGUUGGAAACGUAA
This is a messenger RNA of Cannabis sativa, 824 nucleotides long. RefSeq lists its product as uncharacterized. Bases 270 to 824 code for a protein of 184 amino acids. Lineage: Eukaryota; Viridiplantae; Streptophyta; Magnoliopsida; Rosales; Cannabaceae. The record is from RefSeq and is a predicted model, not a curated record. Gene Ontology annotation, molecular function: zinc ion binding. The transcript is spliced from 3 exons.